Molecule: messenger RNA, 822 nt
Organism: Lottia gigantea (owl limpet)
Lineage: Eukaryota; Metazoa; Mollusca; Gastropoda; Lottiidae
Exons: 1
Source: RefSeq, a predicted model, not a curated record
AUGAGGUUGUUGAUAACUUUCUUUAUAGUGACUUGGUGCGCUGUAUGCUGUCAAGGAAGUUUAUUUUCAAAAUUUCUGGAGAAAAUUAACAGACAGCAACCGAAGUCAUACGUACCGAAUUCAGCCAGAGCCUAUUACACAGGACCAUCUUACCCGACUUCUCCAUAUGGAUCUACUGGAUUGACUGGAAGUGGACCAUUCGGCUCAGCGACAUCAGUGUUCGGGAAUACCAACACAGCUUUUGGAGCGGCGAGUGGUACCCCCUCCGUUACAGGAAGUUCAGGAUUCGCCAAUACCGCUUUCGGAUCUACAUCAACUGGAACAGCUCCCAAUUCAACGAUAACAGGAGGCGUUACUGGAUCUUCUGGUUUCAAUAACAACGCGUUUCAAAAUACGACUACGACUGGUAACACGACUUCCACUCCGACUACAAAUACUACAAACAAUGUAACUGCCCCGGCUACGAAUGCUACCACAGCGAGUAAUACGAACACUACAAGUAAUGUAACCGGUUCCAGUGGGUUCAAUAACAAUGCUUUCCAAAAUAACAAUACGAGUAGCACUACGACAUCAAAUCCGACUUCCAAUACGACUACAGCCAGUAAUACGACCUCAACUCCGACAACGAAUACAUCUACGACCACUAAUACGACUUCAACUCCGACCACCAAUACUACAAGUAAUGUAACUGGUUCUGGUGGUUUCAACAACAAUGCUUUCCAAAACAACAGUACGACUAGCAAUAUGACAUCCACUCCGACUACCAAUACGACUACGACCAGUAAUACGACCUCUACCCCGACUACGAAUACAACAAGCAAU